Molecule: messenger RNA, 2571 nt
Organism: Silurus meridionalis
Lineage: Eukaryota; Metazoa; Chordata; Actinopteri; Siluriformes; Siluridae
Gene: frs2b
Product: fibroblast growth factor receptor substrate 2b
Exons: 7
Coding region: 563-2092 (509 amino acids)
Biological process (GO): cell surface receptor protein tyrosine kinase signaling pathway
Cellular component (GO): cell-cell junction; cytoplasm
Source: RefSeq, a predicted model, not a curated record
AGCUAGCCAGUCGCUAACACAACACCGAGUCAGGAUCAGAGUUCCAGUGAUUUGUGGAUGAACGGGAGAAUCAGAGCCGCCGCUCGGUGAUGGCGAGCUCCGCGCUUCCCCUCGCCGUUUAGCCCUUUCCCCCGGAUAUGGAUCCACGACCCGGGACCCGGCGCGCGCUUUCAGACGGAAGAAAAACCGAGAGAAACCCGUGUGAGUCCCUGAGAGGAUUUAGUUAGCCUAGCGGGCUAGCGGGCUUUUUUGGCGCUCGGGCUAACUUUGAGCUGUGCCGUGAUUGAGCGUUAGCUUCUCAAGCUAACAGGCUAAUCUGUCCGCGGAUUCGUUUACGGGAUUCGUGCGUUAUCUUAGCCAGCUAGCUCGAUCUCCUCAGCGCGGAUUUAUUACCUCCUGGCGCUUUUUAGUGAAAAACAGUGGAUUACUAAAGCCGACAGAUCUGUUCACUCAUCAUCCUCCUCCUCCUUACUGAUGAAGAAUGAGUGUGUGUGCGGUGCUGGGGAGUGAAUCAGGAACCCUGAUGGCUGGAUCUGGGUGUCAAAUGGUUGUGUGAAGAACCAUGGGAAGCUGCUGGAGCUGUCCAGAUAAAGAAUCCAUACCUGACAAUCACCAGAGCAAGUUCAAGGUGGUGAACGUUGACGAUGACGGUAACGAGCUCGGGGCUGGGAUCAUGGAGCUGACCGAGGAUGAGCUUGUUCUCCGCACACACAAAUGUGAUGCAGUCAGGUGGCCUUACCUGUGCCUCCGUCGCUAUGGUUACGACUCAAACCUCUUCUCCUUCGAGAGUGGCCGCCGCUGUCAGACCGGGCAAGGAAUCUUUGCGUUUAAGUGCGCUCGAGCGGAGGAGAUCUUUAACAUGCUGCAGGACAUCAUGCACAACAACAGCAUCAGCGUGGUGGAGGAACCUGUGUUUGAACCCGCGCUAACGCACGCACACACCGAGCCGGAUGCUCCUCAAACUCCUCGCACUCCCACAGGUGGCGCUCUUCCUGUUUUACCUAACGGGAGCUUGCGGUACCCGUCACUAGGUGACGCCUCAUCCCACCCUUCCAGUAGGCACCCCUCUGUGGGCAGUGCCCGCCUGCCAUCUGUGGGAGAAGAGUCCACUCACCCGCUGCUGAUGCCUGACGACAGCAUACGGGGCCAUACGUACGUGAACACUACAGGCCUCCUGGAGGAUGCAGGAACAGGACACGGAGACCCACCUGUUACUCAAAGCCCUGCCCCCGAGGGGGAGGAGUCAGUGCAACCCCCGGAUCCCGGUCCCCGUGUGCAGCUGGAGCGUGAAGGCGUGAGGUUUGUGUUGGGGCCGACGCCCGUGCAGAGGCAGCUCAUGGCCAGGGAGCUGCAGCAGGACGACAGCGUGUCAUCUGGCUCCACCCCCAACUCUGCUAACGGGGGCGUGGUCUCUACAGAGGCAGUUCCGGAGCACUCGAACGGCCCCGUUUUCGGGCCGUCGCGCCGCAGACCCCGCCCCCCGCCUCUCAGCCCCGACGCCAACGUGAACAACUCGGCUCAGCGCCGGACAGCGCUGCUGGACUACGAGAACCUCCCCUCGCUCCCUCCGCUGAGGGAGGACCCUAAAGCAGGUGAUGAUGACGAGGAUCAGGACGCAGCCACCAGGACCAAGACGCAGCCCGCUAACGGUUACCACAGCGCCGACUCCGCCCACCUUUACAUCAACACAGAGAAUGUAACGGCGUCCAUGUGGCCAGACUCGGCGCCUCUGAGCGCGGGGUGGGCGGAGUCUGUGCCGCUGAGCGCCGGGAGGGUGGAGUCGGGACGUUUCAGCGUGUUUAACUUCGACCUGCGCCGUCCGUGCGAGCCGCACGCGCUCAACUACAUCGAGGUGGAAAUGGACCCGGGCUCGGACUGCAGUACGCCCCGGACACCGCACACGCCCGCCUCUCCGCGCCCCCCCACGCCCACCACCGCCCCAUCCACAGCCACACCCACACGCAGGACCGAACUGUACGCAGUGAUCGACGUGGAGCGGACGGCAGCCAUGUCGAACCUGCAAAGAGCGCAGCCUCGAUACGACGGUACGUCCAGGAAAACCAGACACAACAGCGUGGACCUGCCCAUGUAGCCCCGCCCACUCCACUCGGCUGCCCAUUCUUUUUUUUCCUUUACAACUUUAUAAAGUAUCCUUCAAAAGGCACUCGGAACGCUGCCGAGCGGAGCCGUGGUUUUAUUCGUGCACUCGCCAUCCUGCUCCUGAGCGUGACCUUCAUGACCUUCAGCACACGGCUGGACUGCAGUCUGUGUCCAUUCCAUACAGAUCAGUAUUACUGAUGGAGCAAUUCCUCUUUCUGUUCGUCUUCUUUUGUUUUACUUUUGUAUUGAAAUGACACUACAGGUUGUUUAUAAUUUCAGUAUGCAGGGACUCGACGGUACACGACAGACGCCAUCUUGCUGACUACAUUUAGAUUCACUACAGCACAAUAAAGACUUUAUUUUGUUUGAUUCACACCUGAGUGAGCGACUCAACGUGUUUGACCGCGAACAGUUUUUUAAAAGUUUUUAAAAUAGCAAAAAAUGUUCAUAAUUAAACAUAUAAAUCACAAA